AUGGCCACCGCCCAACCCUCCGUUGCAGUUAUCGGUUGCGGAGCUCAAGGCCUUGUCACGGUUAAAAACCUCCUGGAACAGGGCUUCGAUGUGACGGGUUUUGAGCGUAAUGAUUACAUUGGAGGGAUAUGGCACUAUUCAACCCUACACCAUGUCUCUGCUCUUUCGUCCACGGUUGUCAAUAUAUCCCGAGAACGCGGGUGCUUUACAGACUUCGCAUUUCCACCUGGGACAAACUCCCAUCCAACAGCUGCGGAGGUCGACCAAUACCUCAACAGCUAUGCUGAUGCGUUCGAUCUCCGUCAACAUCUCCGCCUCUCCACUAAUGUCCAAUCUGUCGAGCGGGACGAGGCCAACAACUGCUGGCGUUUGACCGUCCGCUUUCCGAAUACCCAAAAACCCGAGGUAUUGACGUUCGACAAACUCAUCAUAGCCAACGGACCACACAACAAACCCGUCAUGCCUGAAUUACCUGGCCGUGAACUGUUCAAAGGAGAGAUCAUUCAUUCCAUCGCGUACAAACAGCCUGAGCUUUUCAAGGGCAAGCGUGUCAUGGUCGUUGGAGCAAGUAAUUCCGCAGCUGACACAUCGACAACGCUGAUCGGCAUCGCGAGCAAGAUAUAUUUCUCACACCGUAGAGGCGCAUUGAUCCUGCCUCGUUACCUGAAGGACGGGACUUCGCUAGACCACUCGCUCAGUUACCGGAAGAUGGAAAUCAAAGACGCCCUCGACCGCCUCGCACCGAGUCUGUCGAUCAAGUUCAUGGACAAUGUGAGUGCUAAUAUUCAGCGAAAACAGUUUGGGGCCUUCCAGCCUGAAUGGCGUCUGGAUCCACCUCCCUCGGUCUUGCACCAGAAUCCAACUGUGUCCGACACACUCAUCCCAGCACUGGCUGCAGGCAAGAUCGAAUCUGUGCACGCGCCGAAGCGAGUCCUUGACGACCACCGAGUCGAACUCGACGACAGAACUGUCGUCAAUGUAGACACUAUCAUUUUCUGCACAGGGUAUUCACUGGACUACUCUUUUCUGGGAAAAUAUGAUCCCACGCGCUCUCUAGACGUCGAGUCUGCCAGAGCUGUGUCAAGCGUCAAUCUGACCGAGACGCCGCGCCUUUAUCAGAACAUAUUCUCCCUCGAGUACCCUUCAAGCCUUGCAUUUGUCGGCGUUGCCGUCAUUAUAUUUCCUGCAUUCCUCCUGUCCGACCUUUCAACCAUGGCAAUCGCACAACUGUGGUCCAACAAGCCUGACACUCCAACUCUUCCAUCGCAGACUAAAAUGGAGAAUUGGUACUCUGAGCAUUUAUCGUACGUGAGCACUCUUCGCUCACUCAGCCCGUACGGCAAAUUUGUCAAACUGAGUGUUCGUAACGGACCGUGGCAUUCGUGGGUUCAAGACACUGCUGGUUGUGAACUGAGCAGCUAUCUGGACUUCUUUAGUCCAAGAGCAUGGAAAUUAUACUGGUCGGAUCCGAAAUUCUCGAAAAUGCUCUGUCACGGUGUUUGGUCGCCACAUGUGUAUCGAUUGUUCGAACCGAAAAGGCCAAACGGACGGCAGAAGUGGGAUGGUGCAAGAGAGGCUAUUGAAAGAGUCAAUGCUGAUGUUCAAGCCGGAGUGGCGGAGCGUAGGAGGAAGAUUGCGGCUGCUCAGUAACCGCACCAAGGCAGCAAAUUCCAG
Molecule: messenger RNA, 1674 nt
Organism: Exophiala oligosperma
Lineage: Eukaryota; Fungi; Ascomycota; Eurotiomycetes; Chaetothyriales; Herpotrichiellaceae
Exons: 1
Coding region: 1-1650 (549 amino acids)
Molecular function (GO): flavin adenine dinucleotide binding; NADP binding; N,N-dimethylaniline monooxygenase activity
Source: RefSeq, a predicted model, not a curated record